Octodon degus (degu) is the source of this 1026-nucleotide messenger RNA. RefSeq names its product hyaluronan and proteoglycan link protein 2 (gene Hapln2). Bases 1 to 1026 code for a protein of 341 amino acids. The record is from RefSeq and is a predicted model, not a curated record. Gene Ontology annotation, biological process: cell adhesion. The transcript is spliced from 5 exons. Lineage: Eukaryota; Metazoa; Chordata; Mammalia; Rodentia; Octodontidae. Gene Ontology annotation, molecular function: hyaluronic acid binding.
AUGCCAGGUCAGCUCACCCUGCCCAGAUUCUGCAGCUUCCUUCUCCCCUGGGUGCUCGCCAUCUCCCACAGAGCGCUGGGGGACCCAGCACCCUACCCUGGCCCCCACUACCUCCUGCCCCCCAUCCACGAGGUCAUUCACUCUCGACGUGGGGCCACGGCCAUACUGCCCUGCAUCCUGGGCGCCUCGCCUCCCAGCUACAAGGUGCGCUGGAGCAAAGUAGAGCCAGGGGAGCUCCGGGAAACACCGAUCCUCGUCACCAAUGGGCUGCAAGCCCGGGGCUACGGGCCGCUGGGCGGACGUGCCAGACUGCGGAGGGGGCAUCGGCUGGACGCCUCCCUGGUGCUGGCAGACGUGCGUCUGGAGGACGAGGGCCGGUACCGCUGCGAGCUCAUCAACGGGGUGGAGGACGAGAGCGUGGCGCUGAGCCUGCGCCUGGAGGGUGUGGUGUUUCCAUACCAGCCCAGCCGGGGCCGCUACCAGUUCAACUACUUCGAGGCCAAGCGGGCAUGCGAGGAGCAGGAUGGGCGCCUGGCCACCUACGGCCAGCUGUAUCAAGCGUGGACCGAGGGGCUAGACUGGUGCAACGCCGGCUGGCUGCUGGAGGGCUCCGUGCGCUACCCGGUGCUCACCGCGCGAGCCCAGUGCGGCGGCCCCGGCCGGCCCGGCAUCCGCAGCUACGGGCCCCGCGACCGCAUGCGCGACCGCUACGAUGCCUUCUGCUUCACCUCGGUGCUGGCGGGCCAGGUGUUCUUCGUGCCCGGGCGGCUGACGCUGCUCGAGGCGCACGCCGCAUGCCAACGGCGCGGGGCCAUGGUGGCCAAGGUCGGCCACCUCUACGCCGCCUGGAAGUUCUCGGGGCUGGACCAAUGCGACGGCGGCUGGCUGGCGGACGGCAGCGUGCGCUUCCCAAUCACCACGCCGCGGCCGCGCUGCGGGGGCCUCCCGGACCCCGGGGUGCGCAGCUUCGGCUUCCCCAGGCCCCAGAAGGCGGCCUACGGGACCUACUGCUACGCGGAGACGUAG